This is a messenger RNA of Patiria miniata (bat star), 5102 nucleotides long. It is a transcript of the gene ralgapb, whose product is annotated as ral GTPase-activating protein subunit beta-like. Gene Ontology annotation, biological process: regulation of small GTPase mediated signal transduction; activation of GTPase activity. The transcript has 27 exons. The record is from RefSeq and is a predicted model, not a curated record. Lineage: Eukaryota; Metazoa; Echinodermata; Asteroidea; Valvatida; Asterinidae. Gene Ontology annotation, molecular function: GTPase activator activity. The coding region runs from base 109 to 4836 and encodes 1575 amino acids.
CUCAAGUGGAAGAUGGAAGCUUUCGAGGUCCCUAAAUUUUCCACUUCUUUUCUUCCUUUCCCAAGUUGAUAAUUUCACGACACACAGUUCUGGAAUUCAACAGCCACCAUGUAUUCGUGGUGGGCAUCAAUGCAGCCAGAAGUUGAGAGCGAUGGGAGCAAUCGUAGCGUUCUGCAGAGCUUUCCUGACAAUGUCGGAAGGGAAGUUGUCCUUUCCGUGGUUCGACAACUUGCGAAUCAUCUGAGUUUGACUGCGACGAGUAGUCGUGCAGGCAGUCAGCACCUACGGAGCCCGCUAGAUACGGAGAAAGAAGUGCUAUGGACUAUGGAGGUGAUCUGUUAUGGCCUGACAUUAUCUUUAACUGAGCAAGAAGCCGUCAAAAGCUGCGUGAAUGUCUACUGUGAGUGGCUGAGUGCUCUAACCAUCCCCAAACACACCAUACCCACUCCACUACUCAAAGACCCUAACUUCUUCGUGCAGAAGAUCCUAAGACAUCUCAUCAAUUUAUUCCUGCCGAGAAUGCAACCACGAAUGCAAGGAAUGAAUAUGCAUGAGACAACGACCCAGGUCAUGUUGUGUCACCGCGUCUUGCGCACCAUACAGACCGUCGCAACCGAGAGCAUCGUCAUGACGAGGCAAACCUGGGAAUCCCUGUUGAAGUUUCUGUUGGCUGCCAAUGACAUCAUUUUGGCCCCGCCCCUUGAACCGGGAGCGCUGUCUAUGGUGCCCAUUCCAGACAGCCUAGCUGAGCAGCUGUGUGAGCGCCUGCUCAGUGUCCUCUUUGAGAUCUGGCUGUUGGCCUGCGGACGCUGCUUUCCCUCCCCGACGCUGUGGCGGACCCUGACUGACAUGUGCGCCACGUGGCGCCACCAUGCCGCCACGGUAGAGCAGUGGAAUCGCAUCAACAAGGUGCUGACCUCCAGACUGCUCAAGAUUCUCUACGGACCUGAGUUCCCAACUCUCUUCAUUGCUGAUGAAGAAGCCCACAUCAUCCCGACAGAGCUGGACAACGACGGCAUCGCCCAGACCUGGUUCCGCUUCCUCCACCUCCUGGGUAACCCCGUUGACCUCUGCAGGCCAAAGGUCAUAAGUCACACCCCUAAGUUCCGGUCGGCGGCCGUGACCUAUCAACCCUCCCUGGAACCCCACCAGUUCACCUGCCUGCAAGCCCUGCCGCAGAUCUUCUUGAAGGCCAUGAGAGGGGUGUCGGUUGUCAUUGAUGCGUUCUUGGGUAUAUCCACCCAUCAGAGUGCCGAUCCACACACCACACGGACCCCCACCCUCCCACCUGGAGACACCCCGCCCCCAAGUCGCAAGAUCAGCCGCAAGGAACAAAUCUCCACCAAGCAGUUCAAAGAGAAACUCACAUCGUCCCACCACCCUCCCCCUUUAUCCUCCCAAUCCUCCAGUCAAACCACGAUGUCGUUCUGCGUGGAGGACGCCACGGAUGGGAGGGGCAGCCCCACCCCCCGGCGCUCCCAGUGCAACAGCAUCUUGCACCUGUUUGGGGCGUGGCUGUUUGAGGCGGCCCUCACCGGCUGUAAGUCUCGCUGUAAAAUCCUCCCGCCUCCCCGUCGGAGGUCUUUAGCUGUCGAUGCCCGCACUAACACCACUAACUUUGCUUUGGAUACAAUUUUGUUCAAGCAAGGUAAAGCAUUCAAGCGUCACCAUUCCAUCGCGAUUCCCGACUCGGCCCGCUCAGCCCACCUCAGUGACCUCCGCAGUGUCUCCCUCCAGGAUCCGUUCUCCGCCUCGGUGGCCGCCAACCCGCUCUUCGACAUGUCGGAGUUUCCCGAUAAUUAUGAGGCGGGGCGGGCCGAGGCGUGCGGGAUGCUCUGCCGGAUCUUCACGAGUCGUAAGUCGGAUGAGGAAAUACAGCAGGCGUACCUUGGACGGUUCUAUGUCGCGUUCAGCCAGGGUGUGAGAGUGGAUGAGGCACUGAGCGGUCAGGUGCUUUCCAGCGUCCUGUACAACUCUACCAAUCUGCUGCGCAUUGAUCUGAAGGGAGUCCAGGUACUCAUCCCAGACAUCAUCACUGCACUGCAGGUUGUUCUGCCAGACAAGGAGAUUCGAUUCCAGUCUUUGGUGUCCAAUCAUCAGCUCCGUAGGGCCUCCAUACACCUCUUGCUAUCCAUGCUGUGUCUGCCACAUCACUUCAAGAAUCUUCCCAUACAAGAUUUGAUGACCGGCAAAGAGAUGACCACUGAGGACCUGCUUGGCCGGACAGAGCUGGUCACUUUCCAGUCCCUCAAGCCAAAGUUGGUUGACCUUAUGAUCACCGCCGUGCAAUGUGAAACCGACUCAUAUAACACUCAGAUGCUCCUUGGCGCAAUGCAUUUCUGCGUGCUGGACUCGGCGAUGUGUGAAGAGAUGGAGGCCAAGCAGGCAGAGAUGGAACAGAAAGACAACAUCCUACAUGAAGAGGAUGAGGAAGAAGAACUAGAGGCGGGGAAUAACGAGCCAGAGAAAUUAAAGAGAGACAGUGAUUUUGAUGAGAAGCGAGCUAGCUCUGGGAGUAGGACUUCAUCACGUAGCUCAGUCACCGGAAGGACAGAUUCAGCCUGGGUUAUCUUUGUGCGUUGUUGCCACCUGGUAUGCCAGCGGUUGAUGUCAGCUUGGAGUACUGACUACACCGUUGCCUUGGCAGCGCUGGAGCUCCUGGCUGGAUUGGCUAAAGUCAAGAUCAAAAUCAUAGAUUCCUUGGAGUGUAAGCGUGCAGUCAAGUGGAUCUGUGAUCACAUUGUUUACCAGUGUAGUCGGCCCUCCAUGUACCAUUCUAGAGAUCUUCAUUCUAUCAUUGUGGCAGCAUUCCAUUGCCUGACGGUCUGGUUGAUUGAGCACGGAGAUCUGCUCAAAGACAAGGAAUGCCUGCAGUGCGUCUUGGAGGUGGUAGAGUUGGGUAUAUCAGGUACCAAGUCGCAACGCAAGGCCUCGGUGGCACCAGUCUUCAAGCAAGACAAGGAGCUCAAGCCGGCAUCUAAGAGAGUCAAAGAUGCUGCCGAGGGUCUCUUAGCAUGUCUGCUGAACCAUGUGGGUUCCUUUCCCAACCCCUGCGGUCCUGCCUCAGUAGGCUCUCUGCUUGACGAGCAAUCAUUGCUCAAGUACAGCACAGAUACCAGCAGUCGCAACACACCACACCAGCCUACAUUCAGAUACUUUGUACUGGAGAACACCACACUGAUGGCUGUACUGGAGAGACCGGUGACAGAAAAUGGUGGAGAGAUUCUACCCACAGUUACUACUGUCAUACGUGGUCCAACAGGCCGUCAUGUUUGGACCAUGAAGCUACGACAUUGGUCCAAGAAAGAAAAGGCAGACACUACAUCCCGCCUGAUGUAUCCCAUGAGGCCUCAGCCAGAUGAUAACGUCGGCACCCACCAUGAGAUCACGUCACGUCACUACCCCGAGGCCGUGGACAAAAUCCUGCUCACCCAGGCGGAUCAGAGCAUCCCGUCCUUAGAAGACAUCGAAACGGACGUCCUCAGAUCUGACCAUCAGAAACUAGAACGACUCAUCGAGGAGCAAACCGAGUAUGAGAAGUUUGUCUGCGAGACGGCCCAGGAGGAUAUCAAGCGAGGGGGCUAUCCCAAUGCACGCACCGAGUGUAAGCCGCCCAUGCCCUGUCGAGAGUUUGGCUCCGCUCGCCUUAUCCUGUCGCACUUGGGCUAUUUGAGUCUGGACUCACUCAAGGAUCCCCAGAACAGCCCCAUCCCACCAGCUGUGGUUGCCCUUGACAACGACCCCGCAAACUUUGCCAGUGACCUGAGCGCACUUGACGCUAUUCCAAGUCGGACCUACGAUACGGCUUUCAUCUUCUACGUCAAGGCCGGGCAGUCCAACGCAAACGAUAUUAUACAAAAUGUGACAGACCGAGCCAACGUCCAGCCUCAAUUCCUAGAGUUCUUGGGUUCCUUGGGCUGGCCGGUAGACGUCCAUCAACACGCAGGAUGGACGGGGAAUGUCACAACCAGCUGGAAGAUAACAUUUGCUGAACACAAGGAUAAUACCGCAGGACCAACCAAACAAGAUGGAGACAUGUCAUUUGCAUCUUCUACCGAGACGCAUGGUGGUAGUCUCUACAAUGGUGAUACCCACGUUUUGUACUACGCUGAUGUCAUGUCGGAGAUAGCCUUUGUUGUACCUAGUGUGAGGCAUCAUGGGAAGGGAAGGCGGCACUCGGCCGAUGACGGAAUUGACGAGCCGAGUAAACCAGCCCCGAUGCUGACCCACAAGAGCACCAAAUCCCUCCCCCUCAGCAGCCGUAACCUGACCCUUGACCUCCCCUCAGACACCGCCCCUUCCACCACCCCUCCCCAGGUCAGUCCCAUGAGCUCCUUAGAGAGAGGUCGCAAGUCCUUGCACAAGAGGGGUCCGCUGCUGGGGCCUGAGAUCAAGGUGCUUAUCGUUUGGUUGGAGAGCUUUGAUGAUCGGGAGGCCUUCCCUCUGGCGGAUCUCCUAGAAGAAAUGAACACUGGGCUAGAGACAUUAUGCCAAGGGGGGAAUUCCUCUGCACAAGUCAAGUCCCUCGCAGAGCCCACAGUAGUCUUGAUGUUUAUACACCCCUUGAAAAGUGGACUCUUCCGAAUCCAUAUGCAUGGCAGACCAACUCAAGCCAUUCCCCUAGUGGACGGUAUGGUGGUCAGCCGUAGAUCUCUGGGGACAUUGGUCCGACAAACAGCCAUCAACGCUUGCCAUAGAAAACGCAUGGAAACAGACUCAUAUUCCCCGCCUCAUGUCAAGCGACGACAGAAGAUCCAAGACAUGGCCAACAAGUAUCGCAGCCGGCUGUCCGUGCCCGAGUUCUACACUGCGCUCUUUGCCGAUUGCCGCCGAUAAUCACUAGAGAUACAACUAAGUGAGUUCAGAUGAUAACUGACUUAGCAGUAAUUAAACGUGUAAUGCUAAUUGCACAGCUUUUAAUUGGAGCUUAAUCUGACCGGAAGCAUUUGUUGUCUGUAAUUAAAUCUCUCUUAAUGAAGAGUACCAGAGUUCAGUAAACUGUUUAGGUUCGGAUAAUGCACUGUGAUGCAGCUGGCUGCGUUGUAAAGAUAAUAUGUGAUGCGAUCAAGCUCAAUGAGUCGUUUGGCGACCCUGUUUUUUUU